AUGUAUGCCAAGGGCAAAAGCUCUGCGGUACCUUCGGACGCUCAGGCACGGGAGAAGUUGGCCCUUUAUGUGUAUGAGUACUUACUGCACGUCGGGGCACAGAAAGCGGCGCAGACUUUCCUUUCUGAAAUACGAUGGGAAAAGAACAUAACGCUGGGCGAGCCGCCCGGAUUCCUGCACUCGUGGUGGUGUGUAUUCUGGGACCUUUACUGCGCGGCGCCUGAACGAAGAGACACAUGCGAACACUCCUCUGAAGCUAAAGCGUUCCAUGACUACGGAUUCGUUAAUUCAGGUUAUGGUGUUAAUGGAAUCGGUCACAACGCAGGCCCGGCGCCGCCUAAUGACGGUAUGGGUGGCGGAGGUAUGCCACCAGGUUUCUUCCCGAACUCGUCUCUCCGACCCUCUCCGCCUGCCCCACACCCCGGCUCCCAGCCCUCGCCCCACGGACCGCAGCCCCAGUUGAUGGGUACCGGCCAGCCCUUCAUAGGUCCGUGGUACUCUGGAGGACCGAGAACGGCCGUCAGAAUGGGCAUGGGGAAUGAUUUUAAUGGUCCACCUGGUCAAGGCAUGAUGUCAAAUUCCUUGGAGCGAGGCAGCGGCAUGCUGGGAGGGCCUCGAAUGACGCCGCCGCGCCCCGGCAUGGGACCAAUGAGUCCCGGUGCAUAUGCAGCCGGCAUGCGCGGGCCACCGCCACAAGCCCCAGGUAUGCCACCGAUGGGUAUGGGUCCUCGUGGAGCCUGGGCAGGCGGAAGCGGAGGCGCUGGUGGGGGCUCCGCCCCUCUCAACUACAGCGGGGGCUCUCCGGGCGCGUACGGAGCGCCCCCCGGGUCAAAUGGACCUCCGGGACCUCCGACACCCAUCAUGCCAAGCCCGCAGGACUCAUCAAACUCGGGCGGCGACAACAUGUACACGUUGAUGAAGCCGGUUGGCGGAGCCCUAGGGGCGGAGUUCCCGCUCGCCGGCGAGCACGGGCCGUCGUCGCAGCACCUACCACAACCUCCCACUUCCGAAGGUCUGGGUGGUGUGGACGGGAUGAAGGCGUCCCCGGGGGGUGUUGGGGGCGGAGGCCCGGGGACACCCAGAGAAGACUCCGGUUCUGGAAUGGGGGAUUACAAUUUAAGUUUCGGCGGUCCGGGCGGGGACCAGAACGACCAGACGGAGUCGGCUGCCAUACUAAAGAUAAAGGAGAGCAUGCAGGAGGAGGCGAAGAGAUUCGAAAAGGAUCCCGACCACCCGGACUACUUCAUGCAGUGA
Danaus chrysippus (African queen) is the source of this 1254-nucleotide messenger RNA. The record is from the annotation of a GenBank genome assembly. Lineage: Eukaryota; Metazoa; Arthropoda; Insecta; Lepidoptera; Nymphalidae.